AUGCUCAGUUCUGAAGCUAAGCGAAAGCCGGAAAAUGAUUUGGAGGUCAAACCGAUUCUGAAGAAGCCUAAGGAAAAAUCGGAAGCUGAUGUACCAAAAAAGACGAUCUUUGUUGGCAAUCUCUCUCCACAAACUGAUAUAUCAGAUAUAAUCGAAUUCUUCAAAGAUGUUGGAGAAGUUGUUCGCGUUCGACUUAUUCUAGACCGUAAUGGCAUUCAUGUGGGCGAUGGAUUUGUUGAGUUUGCUUCUUGUAACCAAGCAAUUAAGGCGUUGCAAGAGAAGAACGGUGAAUGUUUGCACCAUCGCAAGAUCUUUGUUGAUGUUGUUGAAGCAGCUCCAUGCACUUUCCCACCCAAGUACGAAGACAACCUUCAACGAGAAUGCCUUCCGAUGAAAGAAGACGAUGAGACACCUCCCGAUUCUGUUGAGGCGCUGGAAAAUAUGAAUGGUGUAUAUUUGCAUGAUCACAAGAUCUUGUUGAUGAAAGGACUUGAUAAAACUCCUGAUGUUGUUGAGAGCACCGACUUCUUCAAAGAUGUUGGACAAGUUGUUCAUGUUCGACUUGCUGUAAACACCACGGCCAAGCAUAAAGGCUUUGGGUUUGUUGAGUUUGCUUCUGCUCACGAAGCUAAGUGGGCGCUGAAAGUGAAGAACGGUAAAUACUUGUGCGAUCGCAAGAUUUUACUGAAUGUAGUUGAAACUGCUCCAUACCCUCCACGAACCAAGCAUUGCAUAGAUCACUAUGUUUGGUACGAAGACUACCUUCGACAAGAAAGCCUUCUGAUAGAAGAAGAUGCGGCAGUGGAAGGACUUGAUGAAACUCCCGAUUUUGUUGAGGAAGUUUCCGUAAGAGAAAAGACUGUCUUUGUUGCCAGUCUCUCUCUGAAAAAACAAUCUCUUUGUGACGUAUCAAAUAUCAUAAGAAUGUUCAAAUCUGUUGGGGAAGUUGUUGGUGUUAGGCUUAUUGUAGACGACUGUGGUGAGCAUGUGGGUUGUUGCUAUGUUGAGUUUGCUUCUGCUAACGAAGCAAAGAAGGCGGUGCAAGAGAAGAACGGUGGUAGUAUUUUUGUUCAAGUGGCUGAGAUAGCUCGAUCAUACCCUUUCCGACACAAGUACAACUUGUACAAGCUUGCAGAGAAGCUUUGGUACGAAGACAAUCUUCGACUAGAAAGACUUGAUCCAGAUAGACAUGUUCUGAAGAUACACAAGACAAUCUACUACGGCUCUAUGAUUGGAAGAUGA
Microthlaspi erraticum is the source of this 1242-nucleotide messenger RNA. The record is from the annotation of a GenBank genome assembly. NCBI's taxonomy places the organism in Eukaryota, Viridiplantae, Streptophyta, Magnoliopsida, Brassicales, Brassicaceae.